AGAACUUAAUAGAUAUCUACGUUAGAGGGUGGGACUUUUAUUUUGAAAUUCCUUCAUCUUUGGUCACAUGAACCACAUUUGUAAAGAUGGCUGACAGGCGCACACACAAGUCAAUAACAACAGUGAAGAUGUCUAUGUUUUUAUGUGUUUUUUAUUUAUCAUGGAGGUCUGUUCAGGCCGAGAUUUAUUCUGCAGUUCUCGAUAAACAUACUGGCCAGCUGUCUUUGCAGGAGGGGUUCCUUGACGACUAUAUAGCCUGGGCGAAUUUUACCGACGACAUCAAGAACUCGGGGUAAGUUCAGAGUCAUCUGAUGUAGUUGUAUCUCUGGGCCAGGGCAUUACCGAGUUCCUCUGCUAAUGCGCACUAACUCCCUGGACCAGAGCUAGUCUAGCUUCAUAGACUAUGUAGGAAUAACAAUAUGCGUUUCGGUAAACAGCCACAACCAUUUACGCAAAAUAUUACCUCUGAAUAAGUCUAGACAAUAGCGUUGGAUUGACAAUGGUUGUAGAGCAGGCUAUGUUGUCCCCAUUUUGGGGAAUGAGAGAUUUGAAAGUCUAGGUUUGAAAUAAAAUGUAACCAAUUACUGUUCCAAAUUCCCAUAUGAACAGAACCAUUUCAAAACCACAAGGGCCUGAUUUAUUAACGUUGUGUAAAUGUCACACUACAUUUCUGCGUGCACCAUUUCUGAAAAGAUUGCCAUGUACAAAAAUACUGAGAUUUAUCAACUUGGCGCACGCCAUACAUACGCAUUUUCCCGUUUUAAAUCAGACUUGUCAUAAAAAUGCGUUUGUGAACGAGCAUUAACUGCCUGAAACGCACUCCAUUCACUUGUUAUGCUUACAAUAACCCUUUAUUUGCGGUAUAAUUUGGUACGAUUGGCAUUAGGCCACGUCAUGCGAAAGACGAAUUAUUGUUCAAUAUUUACUUUAUCAAUAGAUUAUUGGGGUUCUAUGUCCUGCCUUGCAGCCUGGUCUCAUAGACUAGACAUAACAUAGUAAAUGUAAAUCCGGUAUGCAGUGUUGCCAAUUUAGCGACUUUGUCACAAUAUUUAGCGAGAAUUCAGACACCUCUAGCUACACAUUUUCAAAAAAGCGACUAGCGACAAAUAUAGCAACUUUUUCUGGUGUUAUUGGAGACUGACGUGAAAGCACGUAUCAUUCUUACACUUCUCAACGAGCAGCGGGUGCUGCCAUGGGCCCCACCCCCUGCCCCAAAGCACUCACAGGCGGCCCAGUUCUCGCGCAGCAGUCCCUCCCAGCUGCAGUCAGAGCAGGAGAUGUUCACUCCUCCGCAUCCAGACUGCGGGAAGCUGCCGCUGGCUGAUCCCGCCCUGGCUUACAUUCAGGACGGGAUGUAAAUGUAGGGUGUUUUUAACUGACUUUUUAUCUCUCCCACAACGUUAUUCCUCUCCUACAGCGUCCAUCACAAUUACAUGUACAUUACCAAUUAUGCAAAUUAUGUGAUGACUUCAUUUAGCGACUUUUAGGACAGCCAAUAGCUACUUUCCUUACUGAGAAGUUGGCAACACUGCCGGUAUGAUGUUUGGUAUGGUUCCAUAAGACAGAUGGUUACUUAAGGCAAUAACGAAAGUAGGGUGGAUGGGUGGGCGUAUAACGCGAACGUCUAGCAACCCAAAGGUUGCAAGUUACUACUUUCUACCUACUUUGCAACUACUUAGCAUGUUAGCUAACUCUUCCCCUAACCUGAACACUUUUAGAUAAGCCUUUGGGAAAUUCGCUCAGCGCUCCAGUCAAAUUGGCUACGCUCCACUCAGCUCACAUAUUCUGGUUGGCAGGAUGUUUAAUCUUUAGCAGUAAUUUAUGCUGUAUCUGGAAAAGGACUGUCAGUUUCUGAAAUAAAAAAACGAUGGCAAAUGGUUGUGGACCUGUCAGCAUAAAGUUUGAAUUCAACAGUUUUUUGCAUCAACAUUUCCCCCAACCUAAAUAUGCCAGCGAAUUCUGAAACAUUGUAGGGCAGGCUACAAAAAAAUAUGCAAUUACAGUAACAGUUGCUUACUAAGGCCUACUUCAAUGUAAAAUAUAAACUAUUCACCUGUUAAAUUUGACUGUAUGGCCUCCCGAGUGGCACAGCGGUUUACGGCAAUGCCUCGCAGUGCUUGAGGCGUCACUAAAGAUCCGGGUUCGAUCCCGGGCUGUGUCGCAGCCGUCCGCGACCAGGAGACCCAUGAGGCGGCACACAAUUGGCCCAGCGUCGUCCGGGUUAGGGGAGGGUUUGGGCGGCCGGGAUGUCCUUGUCCCAUCGCGCUCUAGAGACUCCUGUGGCGGGCCGGGCGCAUGCUCGCUGACACGGUCGCCAGUUAUAAUAUAAUAUGCCAUUUAGCAGACGCUUUUAUCCAAAGCGACUUACAGUCAUGUGUGCAUACAUUUUUACGUAUGGGUGGUCCCGGGGAUCGAACCCACUACCCUGGCGUUACAAGCGCCAUGCUAUAGCAAUUGAGCUACAGAGGACCACAGUUGUAUGGUGUUUCCUCCGACACAUUGGUGCGGCUGGCUUCCGGGUUAAACGAGCAGUGUAUCAAGAAGCAGUGCGGCUUGGUAGGGUCGCGUUUCGAAGGACGCAUGGCUCUCGACCUUCGCCUUUCCGGAGUCCGUACGGGAGUUGCAGCGAUGGGACAAGACUGUAACUACCAAUUUGGAUAUCACGAAAUUGGGGAGAAAGAGGGGUAAAAAGUUACAUAAAAUAAAAAAAAUACACUACAAAGAAUAUUGACUGUUUACCGGUAUUAUAAACUGCACUGCCUAUGAUAGUCCAAAACAACCAUUCAGAGUUUAACAGGUUAACUCCUGACUCAAACAAAUUUGAUUAUGAUGUUGUAUUUACUAAGUGUUCUCUCCCUCAGCUGGACAUAUCUGGAAGUGACCACUAGCGGGCGCUAUAAUGAUAGCAUCCAGGCGUAUGCUGCCGGGGCCGUUGAGGCCGCAGGCACCUCCCAGGUAAGGUAGAGACAAUCCACCCCUAACCUUAAAACCAAACCUUGCUGGGGCAGUGGAGUCUAAAUCUAUAGCUGAUCUAUGUGUGUGUAUUUGUGGUUGUCUCAGCUGAUCUAUAAGCACUGGAUGAACACUCUUAUGGGGUACUGCGGUCCGUUUACGUUCGAGUCAGGAUUCUGCCAGAGACUGAAGGAUUACAUCACCUCCAACCUGCAGUGGGUCAGACAGCAGAUAGAGGAGCAUCCACACUGUCCCUACUGGCACCAGGUACUGGCUGGGUCUGGGUCAGCCAGCGUGCUAAAUGAUGAAGUGCCUGCUCCUUUUCUCUAUGCGUCUAAAGAGUAAAGAACUCUUGUUAGAGUGGCUCAUUCAGUACACAUUUAGGAUCUAAGAAGAACAUCUUAGUAGAGAAUAUUUUUCAUUUAGAGUUUCUUUCUCUCAGGUGCGGUUGGCGUUGCUGCAGCUGAAAGGUCUGGAGGAUGGCUACAAUGAUCAGCUGUCAUUUCCCAGAGGCCCUUUUACUCUCAACCCCUUCGGCUUCCUGUAAGUGUGGUCUGUGAUCUCUGUGAUAGGUGGGUUAGAGUUCACCCCAUCAGUGAUAGUCUCUGAGUACCCAUCUCAGGAGCAAUGUAAAUGGUUCCAAUGGGGAAAACAAUUUGGGUGAGCUAAAUUAAGUGUUCCCAAUCAUGCCUUGCAUCACAGCUCUGACAAAGCCAUCAAUUUCUCUGUGGCUAUUCAGACUUUUCCAAAUGGGAGGAGACCUAGAGGAUCUUGAGGGGGCCCUAAACAAAUCCAGCCAAUCACGGACUCUGGGUUCCGGCUCCUGCUCCGCCCUCAUCAAGCUGUUGCCUGGCAACAAGGAUCUACUGGUGUCUCAUGAUACCUGGAACAUCUACCAGGCCAUGCUGCGCAUCCUAAAGAAGUACCAAUUCGCCUACCAUGUCUCUCCUACAGGUAACCCUAACCCCUAAACCUCUCAUAAGGAUAACUUAACUCUGCCUACAGUGUCUCAACGUCCCCCCUUUCCCCCUAACAUAUACACUCUUCAUGAAACACUCCUUGAAACUCUGCUUGUGAACACUGGGAAAGUCAAACGUGAGUUAUGUGGUUCAGAGUUCUAUAUUUUGAGUUUGAUUUCUGUGUUCUUUUGUUCUCAGACAGUGAUCUGAUCCCUGGUGGAACCCAGGCGUUCUCUUCCUACCCAGGGUCCAUCUUCUCUGGAGAUGACUUCUACAUCCUUAGCACUGGGCUGGUGAGAGCUGUGUGUAAUAUGUGUGGACAUAGCAUAUACAGUGUGUAGUCUUUUUUUUUAAUUUUUAAGAUGUCCCUCCUCAGGUUACCCUGGAGACCACCAUCGGCAACAGUAACCCCGCCCUCUGGAAGUUUGUUCAACCAACCGGAGCAGUGAUGGAGUGGCUGAGGAACAUCGUAGCCAAUCGGCUGGCUACAACCGGCAAGGCGUGGGCAGAGAUUUUCAGCAAACACAACAGCGGAACGUAAGUCUCUGCAGACCCUCUAGUCGACAUUUUCCCCUUCUUCCUGUAAAUUCUCAUUGACCUGUGGAUGUCCACCAUGUUGGUUAUCUCUCCAGUCCGGUCAAAGCUGGAGCUCAGCAAACAAACUCUCGUACAGGCUUUUGAACUAUCCAUUUAAAGGACGCCAGGAGAGGAAGAGUGAAGGGAACUAUCUUUUUAAGGAAUGAAGGGAAGUAAAACUAUAAUAAAGUUUAUAGAAACAUCACAUGAAAUAUCACGAGUGGGGGGAGGACAGAGUUAAGUCAGCUGAUAAAGUAGUGUCUCUAAAGUGCUGAGUCGUCUUUUAUCACACACACACACACACACACUUGAGGCAGGCCUGGGACUUAUCAGGAAUGCCCACUCAGGCCAAAGUCCUCUUAGAUCAAAGGUUACACACUCAUGUUUUGUAUGAUUACAUUUAUGUCUUCUGCGGCUUAUUUUUUGUUUAUUUCUCUAGCAGUGGAAGCUGGUGGGAGGAGCUAUAGACGGGCUCAUUGUAAUGGCUGGAAUAGAAUAGAAUGGAGUCGAACAUGUUUGAUACCGUUCCAUUCCAGCCGUUACAAUGAGCCCGUCCUCCUUCAGCUCCUCCCACCAGCCUCCUCUGAUCUUUAGCAUAUCUACACACAGUACGUCUGUUAUCAGCCUCAGUUACUCACCACAGUGGAACCUGAAAGACUGUCUAGUGCAGGGGUGUCAAACUCAUUUUAGCUCAGGGGCCACAUGGAGGAAAAUCUAUUCCCAAGUGGGCCGGACCGGAAAAAUCAUGGUAUAUAUAACUUAAAAACAACAACUUCAGAUUGUUUUCUUUGUUUUAAUACGAUCAACAUACAACAUAAAGCUGGAGCCUGAGGACAGUGUGUCCAAAAUAGUACAAGCACAACAUCACUAUUAAUCAUAAAACACGUCAAGUUUAUUUGAACAUUUUAAAGAAAAAGAACACACAAACACACAAUGCCUCAGUGAUUAACAGAACUGUUUCACAGAUCACAGAAUUAUAUCAGGGUGUCAUUUCUCAGGCAGAAAUGUAGAUAAAAAUAAUGAAAUCCUGUUCCCCAAACAAGUGCAAGAACCACAGAGUCAAGAAUAGGUUAAAUAUACAAAUAAAAUAAAAUCAAUUAAAAACAAUAGCACAUCAACAUAAAAACAUAUAAACAUAAAGCUGGAGCCUGAGGACAGUGUCCAAAAGCACAACAUCACUAUUAAUCAUAAAACACCUCAAGUUAUUUGAAAGUUCUGAGGACAAAGAACACACAAACACACAAUGCCUCAGUGAUUCACGGAAGUAUAUCACAGAUCACAGAACUAUAUCAGGGUGUCAUUUCUCAGGCAGAAAUGUAGAUAAAAAUAAUGAAAUCAUGUUCCCCAAACAAGUGCAAGAACCACAGAGUCAAGAAUAGGUUAAAUAUACAAAUAAAAUAAAAUCAAUUAAAAACAAUAGCACAUCAACAUAAAAACAUAUAAACAUAAAUCUGAAAGCGUUGCUCAAACUCCCGUAACAGUCCAGUUAUUUUAUCUUUGAACCGCUUCAUGUCUGCCACAUGUUGGGUCGCGCACACAUUUUUCAGACAGGGGAAGUGAGCUGCAUCACCACCGGCAAGUUAUAAUAUAAUAAUAAUAAUAAUAUAAUAAUAAUAUAUAAUAAUAAUAAUAAUAAUAAUAAUAUGCCAUUUAGCAGACGCUUUUAUCCAAAGCGACUUACAGUCAUGCGUGCAUACAUUUUUGUGUAUGGGUGGUCCCGGGGAUCGAACCCACUACCUUGGCGUUACAAGCGCCAUGCUCUACCAGCUGAGCUACAGAGGACCAAAAAAGUUGCGUCUCCCACAAUGACAGCUUCAACUUGAAAGAACGUAUGCUGUCAUAAUACUGCGUGACAACUUUGUUGCGCCCUUGCAGCUGUUUGUUCAAGUUAUUCAGGUGCUCUGUAACAUCCACCAUAAAUGCAAGGUCCGGCAUCCAUUCUGCGGAAUGAAAUUCUAACACUGGUUUGCCAUUUUCUUCCAUGAACUGUUCAAUUUCUUCUCGUAAAUCAAAGAAACGCCUCAGCACAGCACCUCGGCUUAACCAUCUUACCUCAGUGUGGUAUGGCAGGCCAUAGAUGUGGUCUUUCUCUCUGAGAAGGCUGUCAAACUGACGGUGAUUCAGGCUUCUGGAUCGGAUGAAAUUAACAGUUUGGAUGACCACCUUCAUGACGUUAUCCAUCUUUAAUGACUUGCAACACAAAGCCUCCUGGUGCAAAAUACAGUGAAAAGUCAAAAAAUCACGUCCUCCAUUUGCAGAUUGCACUUUCUCUCUGAACUUUGUCACAACGCCUGCUUUCUUCCCGAUCAUUGAGGGCGCACCAUCUGUAGCCAGGCUGACAGCGCAGGACCAGUCCACUCCGACCCUGUCCAGCGCGCCGACCAGUGCGGUAAAAAUAUCAGCUGCUGUCGUUGUAUCUGUCAUCGGCACCAACUUCACGAACUCCUCGGUGACGGUCAAUGUGUCAUCAACUCCGCGGAUGAAAAAAUUGCCAGUUGUGCAACAUCUGUAAUGUCCGUGCUUUAAUCAAUUGCAACCGAAAACGCAAUAAAUUACUUUACUUUUUGCUUCAACUGGCUGUCCAAAUCCACUGAAAGAUCGGAAAUCCUGUCUGCAACUGUGUUUCUUGUCAGGCUGAUAUUUGCAAAAGCCUGCCGCUUUUCAGGGCACACAAUCUCCGCUGCCUUCAUCAUGCAUGUUUUUACAAAUUCACCCUCACUAAAUGGUUUUGAAGCCACUGCGAUUUCAUUAGCAAUGAGGUAGCUAGCUUUCACUGCAGCGUCACUGAUGUCUCGGCUGUGAGUAAACACAGACUGCUGUUUCUUCAGACCCGCCAACAGUUCAUUCACCUUCUCUCAUCUCCGCUGUCCUUGAAAGUUGUCAUAUUUGUCGGCAUGAAGACUCACACAGUGUCGACGAAGGUUAUAUUCUUUCAGCACUGCAACAUGCUCUGAACACACCAAACAUACAGCUUUCCCAUUCAAUUCCGUGAUUAAAUAGGAUGACCAUUUUUCUUGGAACACUCUGCACUCUGCGUCCACUUUUCUCUUUUUUGACAGAGACAUAUUGGGGCAAUGAGGGUGCCAAAGCACAUAAUGUUAAAAGUAGAAGCCGUAAUAAAUAUCGCGGGCAAAACAAAGUAGCUCAUUGGCUGCACGUGCUUGACCUACUUGCUCUGCCCCGGUAUAAACAGUUUGCUUGCUUAACACAAUUGCUAUUGCGCCAUCCAGUGGACGCAAUUGGAACAGCAGUUUAUUUUAUUGAAAAAUUGCAGCGCAUUUUUAUACUUAAAAAAAAAAUAUAUAUUUUUUUUAAUCAUCUCGCGGGCCGGAUUAAACCCGUUUGCGGGCCUGAUCCGGCCCGCGGGCCGUACGUUUGACACCCCUGGUCUAGUGUAUCAUCAGUCAUCGCCAUGAAUUACUCAGUAGCCUCAAAAUAGAUCCAUAUACCACGUAGAAUGUCUACCUUUAAAAUCAAGCUUUUAUCCAAAGCGACUUAGUCAUGUGUGCAUACAUUUUUACGUAUGGGUGGUCCCGGGGAUCGAACCCACUACCCUGGCGUUACAAGCGCCAUGCUCUACCAAUUGAGCUACAGAGGACCACGAUCAAUGUAUUCCUUCGCUUGUAGGUAUAAUACGUGUGUGUGUGUGUGUUAGGUAUAAUAACCAGUGGAUGAUAGUGGACUACAAGCAUUUCACUCCAGGGAUGACCGAGACUAAGGAGCAGCUAUUUACUGUACUGGAGCAGAUCCCGUAAGACAGGCAACGUACACACACACACACACCACCAACAUCCUCUCAACACGUAUACAUUUUGAGAAAUGUUUUGUGUGUUCUUGCUGCUGUAAUGGGCUGGUUAUUUAUCAAUAACAAUAAUAGAUGUGUGUGUGGUUCUGUUCUGUAGUGGGCUAGUUGUUCACUCUGAUAAAACCCAGGAAUUGCUGCAGAAAGGCUACUGGUCUAGUUACAACAUCCCGUAAGUACCAAUAACAACAUAUAACUACCACACACUAGUAAUGACUAUAUUAUUAAUAAAAAGAGCAGUUGACUGUGUCGGUCUUGCAGGUGUUGGAGAUGGUGGUUAUAAUUUGUUCAGAUCUAAAGUGUAUAUGUGUGACACUCUCGCUCUGUGUGUGUGUGUGUAGGUACUACGAGGAGGUGUUUAAUGCCAGCGGCUGUAGAGAACUGGUAGAGCAGUUUGGUCCAUGGUUCUCUCUGGACAUGAAUCCUCGAGCCCAGAUCUUCAGAAGGAACCAAUCACACAUCACAGACAUGGACUCCAUGGUCCGCCUGAUGAGGUACCCGCCUCCAUUCAGAGGCCUCAAUGCCAGAUGUGUCACAGGAGGGAGAUGGACAGACCUGCAUUUAUACACAGUCAUUCACAUAUAAAAGGACCCAUGAGCACCAAUAUGAAGUUUGUAGGAGCAUAUCAAAUUGGGUGUCAAAUGAAAGCUGAGUCUAUUUUUUAUUAAGGCAUACAUUUGGAAUAAGCAAAGGCUUUGAUAACUGGUCAAACAGAUGGAAAAUGGGUCUUAGAAAACAUCUACCAGAAAGUCUGAAAAGGUAUUAGAAAUACACAAUGUUGAAGUAAAGACCCCUGCCAACUAGUAUCAAGAUUUAUAUGUAGUUUUGGAUACAUUUUUCUGCCUUCUGUAAGUUUAAGAAACAUUGCCAUGUGCCUUGAAAUUCUGAUACCAAAAACCCACAUAUCUUUUAAGAUAUUUUCUAAUUUCUCUCCCUCAUGAGGAGGGAGGAUAAUGAAAGUUCACAGAAGUAACAAGUAAAGGUAGACCUACCAAUUAGUUAGUGUUUUUACUGAUAUCAAUUUUGUUUAUGAAUUAUUAAGUGAUUAAAACUUGAAAUUCCGUUACCAAAUCGGUAACGGAAUUUCUAGAAUUGAAUUAGCUACAAUGGAAAACAUAGUAGUCACAAACCACAGUUCAGUACAGUACACAGUAGAGAACACGAGAGUUGAGUACAGCAUAAUGUGCUGAAGUCUACUGUACUAUACUGAACUGUAAUCUACUGAACUCUACUUUACUGUACUGAAAUCUACAGUCCUGAACUGUGCUGUGUUGUACUCUACUCUACUGAGCUCUACUGUGCUGUACUUUGAUGUCCAAACUUGUGAAACGUAGACAUCUAUGAUUGGUUCAGAUUUGGUCUGGUCCAGACCAACCAAAUUCUGUCUUGUUUGGGGCAGAGCUCAUUAACCUCUACGGGAUUGGUGUCCCGUGCUAACGUGCGCUAAUGUGAUUAGCAUGACUGUUGUAAGUAACAGCAAACUUUCCACGACAUAGCCAUGUCUUAUAUGGGCAGAGAGCUUAAAUUGUUGUUAAUCUAACUGCACUGUCCAAUUUACAGUAGCUAUUACAGUGAAAAAAUACCAUGCUAUUGUUUGAGGAGAGUGCACAACAACAAAAAACGUGUCACGGCAACUGGUUUGAUACAUUCACCUCUGAAGGUAAAUAAUGUAGUUACAUUCAGUAAUCUUGCUCAGACUUGUCAUCCUAAGGGUCCCAGAGAUAAAAUGUAGCAUAGUUUUGUUUGAUAAAAUCAAUUUUUAUAUUCAAAUGUAGGAACUGGGUUCUACAGUUUGAACCCCUGCUGUAUCUGGCUCAACACCCACCCCGCCCGGCCAUCUAGAUGUGUGAAAGUUAGUGUAUAAGCUAAUGAUCCAUCAUGUAUGACAUUCCUGGGAGUGUGUAAACUUACAUUUUGUAUUACCAUAUCAUUUUUGUAUGUUCUCUAUAGUUAUGUAUGGUCCUCUGUAGCUCAAUUGGUAGAGCAUGGCGCUUGGAAUGCCAGGGUAGUGGGUUCGAUCCCCGGGACCACCCAUACGUAAAAAUGUAUGCACACAUGACUGUAAGUCGCUUUGGAUAAAAGCGUCUGCUAAAUGGCAUAUUAUUUAUUAUUAUUAUGUACUUGAAAAUGUAUCAAUUGACCAAUUCGGCACAUUUGGGCAGACUUGAUACAAAAUAGUCCAGUAUUCCAAUGCUUCACUGGAUCAAUCUGAAACUUUGCACACACACACUGCUGCCAUCUAGUGGGCAAAAUCAAAAUUGUGCUUAAACUGCAAUAUUAUAUUGUGGCCUUUCUCUUACAUUUCAAAGAUGAUGGAACAAAAAAAUUAAUAGAAAACGCAUGUUUUUUUGAUUGUAUUAUCUUUUACCAGAUCUAAUGUGUUAAAUUCUCCUACAUUAAUUUCACAUUUCCACAAACUUCAGUGUUUCCUUUCAAAUGGUAUCAAGAAUAUGCAUAUCCUUGCUUCAGAUCCUGAACUACAGGCAGUUAGAUUUGGUUAUGUCAUUUUAGGCGAAAAUUGAAAAAAAGGAUCUGAUCCUUAAGAGGUUAAAAUAAUAGCCAGUGUGUAGAAUAAUACCCAAAUAUGCAAAGGAGGAUAUUGCCUAUUUAUACCUUUGUGUACCUAUUUAGAACGCAUCACCAUGAAGACAAUUACAUUCAUAUCCAUUUCUGUGUAGUACAGAUCAGAGACCCAUGUUAUAGAUGACACCCCAUUGUUUCUGCAGACAUCGUUGAAUCUUAAUUCAGAACAGCUAUUUAAGAGUUUUUGGAAACGUGGACACAAAAAACUGAGGGAGAUUUUUUCGAAAAUUCUGUACAGUUCUUCCAUUACAAUGGCUUGUGAAAGUAUUCACCUCCCUUGGCAUUUUUCCUAUUUUGUUGCCUUACAACCUGGAAUUAAAAUCGAUUUUUGGGGGGUUUGUAUAAUUAGAUUUACAUUUUAGUCAUUUAGCAAACGCUCUUAUCCAGAGUGACUUACAGGAGCAAUUAGGGUUAAGUGCCUUGCUUAAGGGCACAUCGACAGAUUUUUCACCUAGUCGGCUCGGGGAUUAGACACAACAACAUGCCUACCACUUUGAAGAUGCAAAAUAUUUUUUUUGUGAAACAAACAAGAAAUAAGACAAAAAAACUGAACUUGAGCGUGCAUAACUAUUCACCCCCCCCCCCCCCCCCCCCCCCCAAAGUCAGUACUUUGUAGAGCCACUUUUUGCAGCAAUUACAGCUGCAAGUCUCUUGGGGGUAUUUCUCUAUAAGCUUGGCACAUCUAGCCACUGGGAGUUUUGCCCAUUCUUCAAGGCAAAACUGCUCCAGCUCCUUCAAGUUGGAUGGGUUCUGCUGGUGUACAGCAAUCUUUAAGUCAUACCACAGAUUCUCAAUUGGAUUGAAGUCUGGGUUUUGACUAGGCCAUUCCAAGACAUUUAAAUGUUUCCCCUUGAACCACUCGAUUGUUGCUUUAGCAGUAUGCUUAGGGUCAUUGUCCUGCUAGAAGGUGAACCUCCGUCCCAGUCUCAAAUCUCUGGAAGAUAGAAACAGGUUGCUUGCUUAUUUUUUUCUUUAAGCAAUGGCAUUUUUCUGGCCACUCUUCCGUAAAGCCCUGCUCUGUGGAGUGUACGGCUUAAAGUGGUCCUAUGGAAAGAUACUCCAAUCUCCGCUGUGGAGCUUUGCAGCUCCGUCAGGGUUAUCUUUGGUCUCUUUGUUGCCUCUCUGAUUAAUGCUCUCCUUGCCUGGUCUGUGAAUGGGAUGUUCAAAGUUUCUGAUAUUUUUCUACAACCCAACCCUGAUCUGUACUUCUCCACAACUUUGUCCCUGACCUGUUUGGAGAGCUCCUUGGUCUUCAUGGUGCUGCUUGCUUGGUGGUACCCCUUGCUUAGUGGUGUUGUAGACUCUGGGGCCUUUCAGAACAGGUGUAUAUAUACUGAGAUCAUGUGACACUUAGAUUGCACACAGGUGGACUUUAUUUAACAAAUUAUGUGACUUCUGAAGGUAAUUGGUUGCACCAGAUCUUAUUUAGGGACUUCAUAGCAAAGAGGGUGAAUACAUAUGCACGCACCACUUUACCGUUGUUAAUUUUUUUCAUUUUACUUCACCAAUUUGGACUAUUUUGUGUUUGUCCAUUACAAGAAAUCCAAAUAAAAAACAAUUUAAAUUUCAGGUUGUAAUGCAACCAAAUAGGAAAAACGCCAAGGGGGAUGAACGCUUUUGCAAGGCACUGUAAAUGUGUUUUGUAAAAUGUUCAGUGUAAAUUGUUAAAAGUAGGCCUUGUGCAUAGAGUUGUAUGAUUUGUUAAACUUUUAAGUCAAUGGUUUUUGUUUGGCAUACAUUUUUUGUGAAAAAGCUGAGUCUCAGCGCAAUUCCAUUACUGUGGAAUUAGCCCACACCUGACCUGUAUAUGAGGACCCCUACCUACAUUUUAGCCUAUGUAUAAAAAUAUCCCUUUGCUCUCUCUGUGUAGGUAUAAUAACUUUAAGGAGGACCCAUUGUCCCGGUGUGAGGGCUGCGACCCGCCUGCUAAUGGGGAGAACACCAUCUCGGCCCGCUCCGACCUGAACCCGGCUAACGGGACGUAUCCCUUUGGAGCGCUGAAGCAGAGACCACAUGGAGGAACGGAUAUGAAGGUAAGGAUGUCUUACCCCCUCUACCUUUGUCUUGCUCCUCCUCUCUCUCCUCCAUCUCUCUAAGUAUGAGUUAGGUGAGCUGUAAUGUCAUGUCUCCUAUGGGUAUCACUAAUUGGCUGUGUGUGUACCUUUGCGUGUGUGUAGGUGACGUCUUAUGGGCUGUGGCGUGAGUUUGGGUUCCUGGCAGCGAAUGGACCCACGUGGGACCAGGUACCUGCUUUCCAGUGGAGUUCUUCCCCCUACUCAGACCUGAUGCACAUGGGACACCCCGACACCUGGGCUUUCACACCUGUACACGUCACCUGGUCUACCUAACCCGUACCCUUAAAUUAACCCUACACGCACACAUCCAUCAGUGUCAGAAAAUAAACUGAGGGGUGCUGGGUUUCAUUUGAAAAGGGGAAAUGAUUACAAAUGUAAUUCAAAUAAAUAUGCAGUACAACAGUAAGCUCAGGGUUAGCAUGUGUAUACUGUUUACUGCUCUGCUAUUUUAAAAACCUUGAGAUAAGGGAAUGUGUUAACUGUUUAUUUUUUAUAAGGUUUUGCUCAUACUGGCUGUCUCAUAUUGAAUGUGAUGUGAGAUGGGAUAACUCCAUUUGAAAUGAGACUUCCACUAUUGACAAUAUUGAGGUAGGAAAUUGUACCUCAGACGCACAAAAAAUGCACUAUUUGUUUUGGCAAUAGAUAAUUAUUUUUCAUUUUCAUUUUAAAUCAGUGUUUUCAACUUGCAUCCUAAAGUAUUCUACCAUUUGAUUAAUGCUGCUAUGGCACGGGUUAAUUCAUAUCAAUGCUAUUAAGACUGUAAUCAGAUCAAAAUAUGUAUUACAUUUAUCAUUUGACAGAUGUGUAAAGGCUUGAAUGUGUCCAGUUUUAUCAUGUUUUUAAAAUUUCAACUGUCAAUGUUUUGUCAUUAAAUGAGUUUAACUUUACUUUAUAGCCAUGCCAUGAGUUGUUGUGUACUGUAGCUUAUUCAUAAAUACAAAGCUGGUAUACUGUCUUUUGUUGUCUGACACUAUUCUAUCAAAUGGCACAGACUUUUUGAAGCCUACCUGAAAGCAAAAGAUAAACAAUUUUCUCGCCACUUCGAUACGGGAGUGACUUUUUCGUAGCAAGUUAGGAGACUAAGGUUAAGGUUAGGAAAAGGGUU
Molecule: messenger RNA, 14052 nt
Organism: Coregonus sp. 'balchen'
Lineage: Eukaryota; Metazoa; Chordata; Actinopteri; Salmoniformes; Salmonidae
Source: the annotation of a GenBank genome assembly